Molecule: messenger RNA, 2159 nt
Organism: Macrosteles quadrilineatus (aster leafhopper)
Lineage: Eukaryota; Metazoa; Arthropoda; Insecta; Hemiptera; Cicadellidae
Product: Kv channel-interacting protein 4-like
Exons: 6
Coding region: 66-692 (208 amino acids)
Molecular function (GO): calcium ion binding
Source: RefSeq, a predicted model, not a curated record
CUUUGUUGACGAUUUUUGGAACAUUCUCUGUGACAUUUUUACCUUUCCUUUUUCAUGUAGUUUAAAUGUAUUCCGAGGACGUCGACUUCUCUGCGCCCUCUGAGGAAGAGUUGGACCAGUUCAAUAUCCACGUCGCUCGCUAUCGGCCGGAAGAACUCAACAAACUCACCAAGACCACCAAAUUCACAAGAAAAGAAAUACAGCUUAUCUACAGGGGCUUCAAACAGGAAUGUCCGACGGGCAUGGUGGACGAGGAGUCGUUUAAGCACAUUUUCUCGCAGUUCUUCCCUCAGGGAGAUGCAAGCCAGUACGCCCAUUAUGUGUUCAACACAAUGAAACACACCCAGACAGGCAAGAUAAGCUUUGAGGACUUCCUGGGUAUCCUGUCCAAGGUCUCCCGUGGCAGUGUCCAGGAGAAGUUGCAGUGGGUCUUCGGGCUGUACGACCAGAACGGCGACGGGCUCAUCACCAAGAAGGAGAUGCUAGACGUCGUCACCUCCAUCUACGAGAUGCUCGGUCGCUCGACUGAGCCCAUGGUCGAGGAGAACUCAGCCAAGGAGCACGUUGAGAAGAUCUUCCAUUUGAUAGACACAAACAAGGACGGUGUGGUGACGAUAGACGAGCUGGUAGAGUGGUGCUCUCGAGAUGACCAGAUCCUACAAUCACUGGAGACUCUCGACACAGUCUUGUGAUCGUCUCAAAGCAAUGCCUUCGAGGACUUUUCUCUCUGGACCUUGUUUGUGGUUAUAUAAAAUGUUUGGAAGUGAUAGGUACCGUGCAUUGGCAAAUAUUUAAAGACUAACACCAAUUUUAAAUUCUGUCAUUUGCUUUAUAUAAGUUAUUUUAAAUGUUAGACUAAUCGAUAAUGCCUAUAAAAGCAUGAAUAAUAGUCAUGAUUACAACCUGUGUCGGGUCGUUGUUUGGUGAAAUCUUUUUAUUGCGUUUCCUGAUCUUUUUAUUUGUAAAUUUAUUCAUUAUGAGUAAUGUAAUCUAAUCUAUAUAGUUUACUUAAAUUACACGAAUAAUAUUACAUAAAUUCCUCAAUAAAAAGAUGAUGCAAAUGUAUGACAGGUCAUCAUCAAAUUUAGACUGUGUUAACAGUUUAAACGGUCAUUUUAAUAUAACUUCAAUCUCCUAGCCUAUGUAUGAACUACUGAUACUUAGUAUGUCCUUGUACGUACGUUCUCGCUCAUACAUUAUGAAACCGUAGCUCGUGGUUAGUUUCCACUUUUAUGCAUGCAAGAGGUAAUUUACAACUCGUCAGUCACUUUCACUUAGCAUGCUUCAUAUUGAUAAGCUGAAGUUUUAAAUCUAAACCAAACAAUCGUUAUAAUCAUGAAAUACUACACCAAAACUAAACUAUUUAUUUGUCACGGUAACACAUGGCAAAAUCCAUCCACAGGUAAUCCACAUUUCCUAAAUGAACCCUUCUUUGAGAACUUGACUAAUCCCACAAGCCAGCAGGACAACGUAUGGCCGAGUGUGUUUUAAUUAUUUAACUUCGGAUGUUUUAAACGCUAAACUUAACAUGUUUAAACGAAUAAUUAGACAACGACCCAUUCUAAACCUAACUCUACUAUGCAAUAACCUUGCCUUCCCUGUUUCCACGGCAAACGUUGUGUUAUGCCUGAGACUCAACUUGUUGAUUUUUGGAUAGUUAUACUAGAAUGUGUUUCAUGUUUUUCUACUUACGUGUUGGUUAUAGCGUAUUUUUGAGAAUGCGAUUUGUGAUUUGAAAAAUAGUUACGAUAUUAGUUGAAUGUUUGUUAUAAAAUAUUAUGUUGUGUACAGUUACAUUUAUGGAAUUAGAAAUUAAAAUCAAAUAUCAUUUUACAUUUUUUAUUUGCCCUUUUUAAUAAAAAAAACAUGUGUUUAAGCUAGAUAUUCUCUAAGGGAGUAUGUUUUAUCUAUGAUAUUCUCGAUUGGUUUGAACGAAUAUUUGUAGCAUUUUACUUUGGCAAACUAACAAAACUUAUGCAUAAAAUAUACAAAUCUUCUGUAAUAAGCAAACCCAUUAAUUGUACUGUUUCCAUAUACUUGUAGAGAUUAAUUUAGGAUUAUUCUAUGACAAGUUCAUAACAAUUUAUUAAAGUAUAAAAUGCCCAUUAAUUGUGUCUUAAUCAAUUACAGUAAUAUGCUUUUAUUAUGAGCAUUCUCAU